This is a messenger RNA of Solanum stenotomum, 1272 nucleotides long. RefSeq lists its product as uncharacterized. The record is from RefSeq and is a predicted model, not a curated record. NCBI's taxonomy places the organism in Eukaryota, Viridiplantae, Streptophyta, Magnoliopsida, Solanales, Solanaceae. The transcript is spliced from 4 exons. The coding region runs from base 1 to 1272 and encodes 423 amino acids.
AUGACUAACCAAGAGGCUGAUCACUCAAUGACGAAAGCUUUUGCUGCAAUGGGAGGCAUGUCAGAAGAUGAGUCUGAAGAUGAGGAAACUGAAAAUCAAUCCCUACUUGCAAUCGAACAAAUUGACAAAUAUCACUUCCUUGCACUAGUAGCCAUAACUGAACCUGAAGAUAAGGAAAAUAAUUGUCAGAUACAGGAGACAAUUCAAGCAUUAAUGGUUGGGUUAGAUUCUGAAGAAGAAGAAGAGGACAAGAAGGACCAGGUUAGUCUGCAUUACAUUAAAGAAAAUCUUGACUCUUAUUCAAAAAGAAAACUAGAAUCUCUAUUGCAUACUCUCAUAAAUGCAUACCAAUCAACCUGUUCUGAAAGAGAUCUGCUAAUGGAAGACUAUUCAUCAUUAAGAGAGGAAAAUGAAAACUUAGAACAACAAAAUUGUAUUCUUUAUAAUAAGCUAAAAGAAUUGAACAAAGAGUUUAAAUUCAUAACUGUAAAAAAUGAAGACCUACAGAAAACACUUCACAUUACCAAAAUGGAAACAGAGCAUAGUAUGAGAUGGACCAGGUCCUUCAUACUACUCGGUAGAGUCCAAAAGAGUCAAUCUUCCACAAGACAUGGAAUAGGCUUUUCUGAAGCUAAGAAUCCCAACAUAGAUUGGACCCAAGAUUCAGCGGGAGGAAAGCCAAAACAAUGGUACUUGGACAACGCAUGUUCCAAGCAUAUGACUGGACAUAAAAGCAACUUCCUUUCAUUGAAAAAAUUCAAGGGUGGAAACGUAGCCUUUGGAAACGGAAAAACUGGAGAAAUACAAGGAAUUGGAAAAGUGGGCAUGAACCUUAACCAAGCUAUUGACAAUGUGUACUAUGUGAAUGGAUUACAACACAAUCUGCUAAGUAUAUCCAAAAUGUGUGACAAAGGAAACAAAGUUAUAUUUACUACUAAUGAGUGCAAAGUGGUCAACUCAACCAUAGAGAAACUGGUUCUCAUUGGGAAAAGACAAAUCAUAUUUUUCAUUGGUCGAGCCAAAAAUACUAAAGAAGCUCUGGCAGACCUAUACUGGAUUAUAGCCAUGCAGAAGGAACUGAGUCAGUUUGAACGAAGCAAAGUUUGGAACAUGGUUCCCAGACCACACGAUAGAAAUGUGAUAGGCACUUUAUGGGUUUUUAGAAAUAAAUUCGACGAUCAAGGACAAGUCACACAAAACAAGGCAAGACUAGUUGUACAAGGGUACAAUCAGGAAGAAGGAAUCGACUAUGAUGAUACCUUGCACCCGUAG